Molecule: messenger RNA, 261 nt
Organism: Lottia gigantea (owl limpet)
Lineage: Eukaryota; Metazoa; Mollusca; Gastropoda; Lottiidae
Exons: 1
Source: RefSeq, a predicted model, not a curated record
UGCUACCGUUGUAAGAAAAUAGUGUACCCAGUUGAAAGGGUAAACGUGGGGAAUUUGUUCCAUAGACGCUGUUUUAGAUGUCGAACAUGUGGAUUACAGCUAACUUUGAGAACUUUUCGAUGGGAUCAAGAAAACCAUAGUGAUAUAUACUGUCAUGUUCAUGCUCCCAAACAUGUUGGAAGAAUAGAUCAUGAUUCAAUGGGGAUUAAAUCAGCUUUAAAUGCGCCCAAACGUGGAGCUAACAUCAGUGGACAGGUAAGA